Messenger RNA from Pongo pygmaeus (Bornean orangutan), 6523 nucleotides. It is a transcript of the gene GLP1R, whose product is annotated as glucagon like peptide 1 receptor. Gene Ontology annotation, cellular component: plasma membrane. The record is from RefSeq and is a predicted model, not a curated record. Gene Ontology annotation, biological process: adenylate cyclase-activating G protein-coupled receptor signaling pathway; positive regulation of blood pressure; cell surface receptor signaling pathway. Bases 61 to 1452 code for a protein of 463 amino acids. Gene Ontology annotation, molecular function: glucagon-like peptide 1 receptor activity; glucagon receptor activity; peptide hormone binding. NCBI's taxonomy places the organism in Eukaryota, Metazoa, Chordata, Mammalia, Primates, Hominidae. The transcript is spliced from 14 exons.
AUCAGUCGCCGCACGCGGUUCCGCAGGUGGCAGCGAUGGCCCAGUCCUGAACUCCCCGCCAUGGCCGGCGCCCCCGGCCCGCUGCGCCUCGCGCUCCUGCUGCUCGGGAUGGUGGGCAGGGCCGGCCCCCGCCCCCAGGGUGCCACUGUGUCCCUCUGGGAGACGGUGCAGAAAUGGCGAGAAUACCGACGCCAGUGCCAGCGCUCCCUGACUGAGGAUCCACCUCCCGCCACAGACUUGUUCUGCAACCGGACCUUCGAUGAAUACGCCUGCUGGCCAGAUGGGGAGCCAGGCUCGUUCGUGAAUGUCAGCUGCCCCUGGUACCUGCCCUGGGCCAGCAGUGUGCCGCAGGGCCACGUGUACCGGUUCUGCACAGCUGAAGGCCUCUGGCUGCAGAAGGACAACUCCAGCCUGCCCUGGAGGGACUUGUCGGAGUGCGAGGAGUCCAAGCGAGGGGAGAGAAACUCCCCGGAGGAGCAGCUCCUGUUCCUCUACAUCAUCUACACGGUGGGCUACGCACUGUCCUUCUCUGCUCUGGUUAUCGCGUCUUCGAUCCUCCUCGGCUUCAGACACCUGCACUGCACCCGGAACUACAUCCACCUGAACCUGUUUGCAUCCUUCAUCCUGCGAGCAUUGUCCGUCUUCAUCAAGGACGCAGCCCUCAAGUGGAUGUAUAGCACAGCCGCCCAGCAGCACCAGUGGGAUGGGUUCCUCUCCUACCAGAACUCUCUGGGCUGCCGCCUGGUGUUUCUGCUCAUGCAGUACUGUGUGGCGGCCAAUUACUACUGGCUCUUGGUGGAGGGCGUGUACCUGUACACACUGCUGGCCUUCUCGGUCUUCUCUGAGCAACGAAUCUUCAGGCUCUAUGUGAGCAUAGGCUGGGGUGUUCCCCUGCUGUUUGUUGUCCCCUGGGGCAUUGUCAAGUACCUCUAUGAGGACGAGGGCUGCUGGACCAGGAACUCCAACAUGAACUACUGGCUCAUUAUCCGGCUGCCCAUUCUCUUUGCCAUUGGGGUGAACUUCCUCAUCUUUGUUCGGGUCAUCUGCAUCGUGGUAUCCAAACUGAAGGCCAAUCUCAUGUGCAAGACAGACAUCAAAUGCAGACUUGCCAAGUCCACGCUGACACUCAUCCCCCUGCUGGGGACUCAUGAGGUCAUCUUUGCCUUUGUGAUGGACGAGCAUGCCCGGGGGACCUUGCGCUUCAUCAAGCUGUUCACAGAGCUCUCCUUCACCUCCUUCCAGGGGCUGAUGGUGGCCAUCUUAUACUGCUUUGUCAACAAUGAGGUCCAGCUGGAAUUUCGGAAGAGCUGGGAGCGCUGGCGGCUUGAGCACUUGCACAUCCAGAGGGACAGCAGCAUGAAGCCCCUCAAGUGUCCCACCAGCAGCCUGAGCAGUGGGGCCACGGCAGGCAGCAGCGUGUACACAGCAACUUGCCAGGCCUCCUGCAGCUGAGACUCCAGCGCCUGCCCUCCCUGGGGUCCUUGCUGCAGGCCGGGUGGCCAAUCCAGGAGAAGCAGCCUUCUAAUUUGAUCACAGUGGCGAGAGGAGAGGAAAAACGAUCGCUGUGAAAAUGAGGAGGAUUUCUUCUUGUGAAGCCACAGGCCCUUGGGGUUCCCCCAGACAGAGCCGCAAAUCAACCCCAGACUCAAACUCAAGGUCAAUGGCUUAUUAGUGAAACUGGGGCUUGCAAGAGGAGGUGGUUCUGAAAGCGGCUCUUCUAACCUCAGCCAAACACAGAGCGGGAGUGACGGGAGCCUCCUCUGCUUGCAUCACUUGGGGUCACCACUCUCCCCUGUCUUCUCUCAAAGGGAAGCUGUUUGUGUGUCUGGGUUGCUUAUUUCCCUCGUCUUGCCCCCUCAUCUCACUGCCCAGUUUCUUUUUGAGGGGCUUUGUUUGGGCCACUGCCAGCAGCCGUUUCUGGAAAUGGCUGUAGGUGGUGUUGAGAAUGAGCAUUGAGAAGGUGCCCGCUUCUCCUCCAGGUAUUUGAGUUGUUUUGGUGCCUGCCUCUGCCAUGCCCAGAGAAUCAGGGCAGGCUUGCUACCGGGGAGCCCAGCCCUGGGGUAUGAGCUGCCAAGUCUAUUUUAAAGACGCUCAAGAAUCCUCUGGGGUUCAUCUAGGGACACGUUAGGAAUGUCCAGACUGUGGGUGUAGAUUACCUGCCACUUCCAGGAGCCCAGAGGGCCAAGAGAGACAUUGCCUCCACCUCUCCUUGGAAAUACUUUAUCUGUGACCACACGCUGUCUCUUGAGAAUUUGGAUACACUCUCUAGCUUCAGGGGAUGUGACCAUGAAGAGACUCUCUUAGGGAAACCAAUAGUCCCCAUCAUCACCCUGGGAGGCAGGCUCCCUCUGCCUUUGAAAUUCCCCCACUUGGGAGCUUGUAUGUACUUCAUUCACUUUUCUUUAUUGCUGUGAAUAGUCUGUGUGCACAAUGGGCAAUUCUGACUUCUCCCAUCUAGUGGAAAUGAGUGAAAUCAUGGUUGUAGUGAUGUUGUUUGGGAGAGUGCAGUAGUAAUUGAUUUGACCCACUCACACUUGGAGCUAAUUAAGGUUUGCCCUGCCUGCAGCCUCCCCCACAAAUAAUGAACAGCAGAAAGGCUGGACAGGGAAACCUAUCAAUCCUGCCCCCAGCCAUGAUGAGGAAGCCCCAAGCCACGGUGACACACAGCAGCACUGCAGAUACCCAGACAGAUAGCCAUCCUAGAGAGGCUGGCAAGGAGUUCGCGGCUGCAAAGGAAGCUUCUGGAGCAAGAGAGAGCUCGCUCCUGGGAGUCAGGACCUCCGGGGAGAGCAGAGGGUUCCUACAGAUUCCUUUAUGAGUCAGUCUCUCCCUCCCUUUUAAAUGGUGGGAACCCUCCCCAAAACCUUACCUUAGACACAUUCUCCUGUGCCCCUCAGAGAGGCAUGUGAUGUGCAGGGAAAAUAAUAGGAUAUAAAACACAUCAAGCAGAAAGUUUCUUAUACUUCAGCUUCAGUGAACUGUUGUCUAUGUUAAUAGGGAAAUUGAACCUCAGACUAAAGAAAGGAAUUGUGUGGAUGGCUGCCUUGACUGAGACAAUAUGGGCAGGGGGCACUCCUGCUUCCCCAGAACAAGGUCAGGCUUCCCAAUGGCACCCCUUAUUUGCUGUCUCUUCGUGAGGGUGGGCACCAGUGGGUUGAUGUGGGAAACAGUUCUGGUGCAAGUGUUUAAGUUUUAGAUAGACUGAGGAUUUUGAGAACCGUUAUUACAUUACAUAGCAACAAAGAAACAGAUUGAUAUAAUCUGUGUGAAAUAAAUUGCUGAGGAGAGGGACUGCAGGGAAGAAAUUGCUUAGUUAGGCACCUCGGAAGCUCAAAUCAUUUAGUUUAAACUUUAAGUAGAGUUGUCUUCCCAACUGGAACUGUGAUUCUUGAUUUCAGAAGGCUCAUCAGACCCCCACACCCAAGCCUUUUAACACGGAGGAAGUUUUUCCUUCAUGAAUACAUACAAGAUACCGAACUGAAGAAAUCUUUUCUUUGCUCCAACCCCCGCUCCCCCCGCCCCCCGAAGCUAUUAAUAGUCAUUCAAAUGGCACUGCACUCUUUCCAAGCUCUCCUAAGCUAAAUAUGGCUCCAACAGGUCUGGGAACUAUCGAAUGCAAUGUACUCUGAAAUUCCACCAGCUGUUUACAUGCCUGAUGCCUAAUGCCAUACACCUGGAGCUUGCUGAGAACUCUCGGCUGCCUCUGUCCUGGGGUACUAUUGCUGACCAGCAGGGUGUAGGCGCUGCUUUUGUUUGAGCUUUGUAGCCACAAGGUCUGAUGGCUAUUGUGAACAGCAGCUGACUUCAGCACUCUGGCCAGCUUCCUCAAACUUGAUAGGGGCUUGCAUUUUGUCCAUUUUUCUUUGCCAUUUCAGUCUUUCAAGCAGCUGAAUCACAGAACUGAAACAAACCACUUACAUUGCAAAGUUCCUUCCCUUUAAAAUGAGUUUCUGGAUUGCAGGGAUGAUUUUUUAUGGUCUUAGUGUGUCUCAUGCCGUAGACCUCAUUGUUGGAGCUCUGGGAGACUCUGAGCAGAGAAAGACCUUGGUGAUCCCCCCUGGCCCGAUCUAUAGGAUUCAAGAAUGAGGCUUGCAGAGGUGGCUUGCCCAAGGUCACAACACUAGAGGGUGGUUGAGCUGGGCCAGGACACAGACAAGCCCUUGUCUCUCAGUCUAGUGAGGCCUCUGGGAAGGAUAGGUGAAAACUAUAAAUAGCUGUUCAAGAUACUCUAAGUAAAAGUCAGUGGUGUUAUCUGGAAUUUCUACUGAAGAGGAAAUACAGCAGCAAAGGUAGACUCAUCAGAUGGUGAAAGUGUCAUCUCCUUUGUAAUUUAUACUGGUGAGAGGAGGGGAACGAUGUGCUUUCCUAUUUUUACUCUGGUACUUCAUUCAUCCUUGUCUUAAACUUAAGAAAUGAAAUGCAUCAGGGCACACACACACAUAAAAACAGCACGCAAGCCAUUUUGGAUGGCAAUUCCAGCACUCUUUUAAUGGAUUAGCUUAAUUUUUUUUCUGAUGCCUCUGUAUGUGUUUGAAAAGUUGUAUUGAUAGUCACGCAGAGUGUACUAAAAUAACCUAAAAGGUCUUGAACCUCCCCUUUACCUCUUUAGAACCUCUGAAUUUGGAGACAGCUAGCAAACGGCAACUGUAGCCUAGCAAAGAUGGCACAGCACCACAAAGGGCAAAUGGAGUCAACUCCCUUCCAUGCUCUGAAGGUCUUGGCCACUCUCAUCAGGGUUGGCUGUGUUCUAUCCAGCAGCUCACAGUCAGGAGACCUCUCCUCCUCAGUCCCUCCCAUUUCUUUCUUCCACAAGGAAAGAACAUUGCAUGUGGGUGUCUGUGUGUGUAUGUGUGUGCAUGUGUGUGUGCAUGUUUCUUCUGUGCAUAGCAGCAUAAAGUUAGGAGAUGAUGACUCCAGAAUCAUCACACCCGCUGUGCAGGUCAUAGGACCGCACACCCGAGGCUGGGAGUCUAAGUGGUAGAUGCUUCCUCUCCAUGCGCAGACAGGGCUCCCAUUAUUUGCUAAUGCCUGCGACGUGCUCAGGGAAGGCAAAAUCUAUUCCAAAGGUUUAUUUUCCCUCCGUUGAAUUGAUUCUAAUCUACAGUGCUGACCCUGCUUUUGGCUCCUAUGAGGCAAACUAUAAAAAUUCUCAAAUAAAAUACAGAGGCUUACUCUGCAAAGACACCUGUGUGAAUGACGUGCUAAACAUUCAGCAGAAACCAAAUUAGGAUCAACUCUAACAUUUUUCCCUCUUUUGUGGCUGGAAUCAGUUCCCCUGGGAAAGAAAAUCGCCCAAAUGAGAAACUUAUGCCAACCACAUUCCCAUGCCCCUACACUGUUACCUGCUGGCCCAGAUCAGCUCUCUGGGUCUGCAGAGGGCCGAGACAGGAAGCAUUAUUAAGCAGUAUAAUUUCAAACACUUUACUUAGUGCCACAGUGUGUCUGCAGUAUCUAUAACUACUUCUGCUCUGUCAAGGAAUACAGACUGGCAGGAAGCAGAUAAGUAUAAUUGUUUUCCAAUAACUCCCCAAGCCUCUUGGAAUAUAUAUGUAUCUGAAUCUCUCAGAGGAGAGAGUUUUCUCUCUUCUUUGGCCAUUUUAGCCUGUUUUCCAGGACCUUGUCUAGCAGUGGCUCCAUUUUUCCCUGAUGCAUCCAACUUCCCUCCCUGCACUCCUCCUCCCCGACUGCUGCCUCAGGAAUAGGUGACCCUGCUGGCCAUACUGUGAAUGCUGUUCUUUCAGCUGUGACCAAUUUGGGGGUGUAGCUGAGAGUGAGGUGCUGUCAGGGCUGAAAAGGACACACCUCAUUCUACAUUUGGAUGCAGUGAGGAGCGGGGCAGCCACCAGCUUGGAUCCUAACUUACAUUGGGUAGUGCAACCUUUCUGACGGGGCCUGCCAAGUUAUCAGUAAUUAGCCAGCCUAGGCAAUGUAGCAUGACUAAUUAUUGCUGUGUCAAAGCAAUUCAGGACAAGAAAAACAUAUCUAAAUGAGAAUGUUUAAAUGUGGUGAGAAAAGAGCUCUCACCACAGUUUGAAACGUAUAAAAAGUUGAGUUCUUUGCAGGGGAGCCAAUGGGGACAUUGAGGGAAGGGCAAAAUUCACCCCAGACAGCCAGUGCUUGAUCUUGCCAAACAGUUCACACUUUACCUCCAAACCUGCAGUUCUAACCUCCUCCCACUAAAAUAAUCAUCCCAUCCUCAAAGCAGACAAACUCCAGCAUCCCAUCGGUUCUGGAGGGAUUUGAUGCAGACCUUUAAAUGCGCCAACAGAGAGGUAAGCCAAGCUCUCAGGAGGGCCAAAGAUAGAUUUCUAUCUUCAGUGCUCUUGGGGGAUGUUUGCUCUUCAUGAGUGUUUAAACAAGAUCAUUUCCAUGUGAUUUCUUAAUGUAUAAAUUCCUGCAAAAUAGGACCAGCUUCUAUAGGUAGCGAAUGUGUAGGUCAUAUAAUUCCUUGUACAGAUGUGAAUGGAUGCAGACUCUUUCCUAAUUUGCCUUGUAAGCCAAAUAAAAGUCUGUCUCUACUGUC